Molecule: messenger RNA, 219 nt
Organism: Clunio marinus
Lineage: Eukaryota; Metazoa; Arthropoda; Insecta; Diptera; Chironomidae
Source: the annotation of a GenBank genome assembly
AUGCUGGGGAGUUUUUCCCAUAUGAAAAAUUGCUACAGAAAUACUACAUGCUCUCCUCUAAUGGACGGUUGCCUUCAGCUCAUUAUAAAUAAAGCGGGAAUCAUGAUCAUAACUUUAAAAAUUACAUUUGGUGUUCUUUCUUCUCAUUCUGCUUUGAUCUUCUCUGCUUUAAGGUUGAACAGAAGAUUGGGUGAUUACUAUUGGACGGUUAAAAACUAG